Messenger RNA from Capsella rubella, 2273 nucleotides. RefSeq lists its product as uncharacterized. The transcript has 4 exons. Gene Ontology annotation, molecular function: glycerophospholipid phospholipase A1 activity. The coding region runs from base 277 to 2220 and encodes 647 amino acids. NCBI's taxonomy places the organism in Eukaryota, Viridiplantae, Streptophyta, Magnoliopsida, Brassicales, Brassicaceae. Gene Ontology annotation, biological process: lipid metabolic process. The record is from RefSeq and is a predicted model, not a curated record.
UUGAUGAAGGUGUGUGUUAAAAGUUGGUUCACCUGCUUUCUCAACAUAUAAUACCUAUAUUAUUUGCAGUUACACGUUGAGACAUGAGAGACAUCUCUAUCAAAGGAAGAUUGAUCGGACGAGGAGACUGAGAAAAGGACCAAAAACGACGGCACAUUCAUUCAAACUUGCACGCUAACGCCUGUAUUUUAUACGGUCCCGUAUACGUAUGCGUAUACGUUCCUCUGUAACAUAAACAAACGAAGAAGAUGAAAUUAUAAGGAAAGAGUUUAAGAAAUGGAGGGUGUUUUCUUAAAAUUGUCGGUGCGAGGAGUAUCUCCGAUGAUUCCGGUGGGACCUUCCUUGAUUCGCGCCAUCGGAGGCUCUGUGGAAGAGGACAAAUCAACGGCUGGAUCUCUGCCUAUGAAGAAAACGGUGUCGCGUCGUCGUCGUCGUCCGCUUGAGUUUCUUAGGAUCGGUAACAGAGAGGAGAAGGGAACUGUAAGAGACGACGCCGCCGUUUUGUUGGAGAGACAGGAUCCGAACGUUAACGAAAACUGGGUUUUUAAGAUUUUGGAGGUUGGAUCAAUCUGGAAUGGGAAGAGACAACGAUCAGGAGGCGGUGGAAAAGACGACGAUGACGAGGAAGUUGUUGAAUCGAACAAGAGUAAGGAAGAUUUGUGUGAGGAAUGCGAUUUCUGCAGGAUCAGUGAUGAUGAUGAAGAGAAGGACGAUACUGUGUUUGGAAGAGAAGAGUUCUCGGAGAUGUUAAGCAAAAUUCCUGUUAAAGAUGCACAGAUGUUUGCCAAAUUGUCGUUUUUGGGAAAUUUGGCUUAUUCGAUCCCUAAGAUUAAGCCUGAGAAUCUGUUGAAAUAUCAGAAACUGAGAUUCGUGACUUCCUCAAUUGAGAAGAGAACGAGUCUUAGGGUUGAGGAGAACAACAUUAGUGGCGAGGAAGUGGAGGAGGAGGAGAAGAAGCUUAUUAACCCAGCUGUUGCUUACAGGGUUGCUGCUUCUGCUGCAUCUCGUCUCUUUUCCCAUUCUAAGUCUGUGCUUCCUUUUGGAUCCUCUAAACGUCAAGACAGUGAAGCUUCUCUCUUGGCCACUGCUGAUUCGGUUACUGCAGUCGUCGCAGCAAAAGAGGAAGUUAAGCAGGCAGUCGCAGAUGAUCUCAAAUCAAACCGUUCACCGCCUUGUGAAUGGUUUGUAUGCGAUGAUGAUAAAAGUGGCACCAGGUUCUUCUUUAUUCAGGGAUCAGAUUCACUGGCCUCGUGGCAAGCUAACCUUUUGUUCGAGCCAGUUCCAUUUGAGGAGCUUGAUGUGCUUGUUCACAGAGGCAUAUACGAAGCUGCAAAAGGAAUAUACGAACAAAUGUUACCAGAAGUUCACGCCCACCUCAAUUCCCGUGGCAAGAACCGUGCUUUUCUUAGGUUUAGUGGACAUUCUUUAGGAGGAAGCUUGUCACUGCUUGUGAACCUCAUGCUUCUGAUCAGAGGUCAAGUCCCGGCUUCUGCUCUGCUCCCUGUGAUCACUUUUGGUUCACCUUGCAUCAUGUGCGGAGGGGAUAGGCUUCUUCAGAAACUUGGUUUGCCUAAGAGUCAUCUUCUCGGAAUCUCAAUGCAUAGAGAUAUUGUUCCCCGAGCAUUCUCCUGCAACUACCCUAACCGAGCCGCAAAGCUUCUAAAGGCAUUGAAUGGAAACUUUCGAAACCAUCCUUGUCUGAAUAACCAGAAUUUGUUGUAUUCUCCAAUGGGGAAGCUUCUAAUUCUGCAACCAUCCGAGAGAUUCUCUCCACCACACCCCCUGCUUCCUCCCGGAGGUGGUCUGUAUCUCUUAGCAUCUAAGAAUACCGACGAAACAGAAAAAAGACUCAGAGCUGCAAAGAUUGUCUUCUUUAACUCACCACACCCCCUAGAGAUUCUCAGUGAUCGUCGUUCUUACGGGUCAGAAGGGAAAAUCAAAAGAAACCAUGACAUGAGCUCUUACCUGAAGGCCUUGAGACAUGUGGUCCGGAAGGAGCUGAAGCAGAUAAAGGCUGAGCAGGAUCAAUGGAGGCGCAAGUUCUUAAUUAUAAACAUUUUAUUUAGUGGGAGAGAUUCUUUGAAACUCUUAACAAGAUUUGUCGCAUCAAGGAGUAGUCAACUAGUGAUCAUCUUCUUUCUCCCUAUUAGAUUGUUAAUUAUGAGUGUCUAUGGUGUGGUCUUUCACCAUUCACAAACACAUUUUAGUUUCUUUAAGUGAAGCUUAGAGGCCUAUUCUGUAAUAGAAUCCAUCACACAUCAAUUAUUUUCAGA